GCCCAGCAUCGCGUCCUCUGUACAAUCACGACACACUUGCAAGCAGCGCCAGGUUUUGCGUUCGUCAAUCGCUCACACGGCGCGGCCACUCCACACCUUCUUGUCAGCCUCUCCCCGGUGUUCCCGCCCUUCCAGAAGGGCGCUGGCAAAACCUCCGGGCUGCACCAUACUAGCGCGUCCGCUUUGGCAAACUCACAUGCAACGGUGAAGCCGGGCGAUCCCAUCGGCAACCCGACAGCUGAGUGCUCUAUCAUCUCCAGUUCGGCCUGCGCCUCGAUCGCCUAGGGCGAGUCCGUCUGUCCCUAGCCUGUCUUCGCUACCCGCCCGGCUGACUCCGCCUGCUCUUCUCCAUCACCACCAUCCACCACCAUCCACGUCCUACACCCAUAGCCAUGUCCGACCCGUACACUCUCGAGAGCCAGAACAACGCCGCCCUCUCCUCCCUCUCCCAGAAAAUCUCCGCUCUGCGCGGCGUCACGGUCGACAUCUACGACCAGGCGCGCAAUCACGACAUCAUCGACCAAAACAACGAUGCCUUCUCCAGCUUCGGCCAGAAUCUGCGCGGCUCUGCCGGCAGGCUCACUCGCAUGGCCCAGAGCGGGAACAAGGUUGCCAUUCUGAAACUGAGCGCCAUCAUCGUCGGCGUCGUCCUGGUGCUGUACUGGGUCCUCGGCUGGCUGUUCUCUGGCGGCGGGAAGUCGUAGACGUCGUGCGAAUUGCAGAGCUGGAAUCCGGUUCGCACGUCGUCUUUAGCCGGCCACAUGUUACUAUGUACAAGUACAGCGUCCCACCUGGGCCUUGAGCCUCCGUUCAUGACGGAGCGUCGAAGUUGCAUCAAGUGGUGUUUUCGGGCAUCAUGAUUUCUCAUCAAAGCGUGUACAGCAAAGCAGUUUCUUACUAUCGCCGGACGACAGCGUUCAACAAUUCGACCCACAUUCCGAAGGAAUACUCGUCUCAACUUCCACUGAGAAUGUACAUUUUCUUCCUCGAUAUCGAGCAAGGGAACCAGAAGAGUGGGACUCAGAAAGCCGAAUGAGCAUCGGCGAGGAAGAGGAUGGGCUUGACGACUAGUCUGAACACGAUGUGGUCGAUCAGCCCGGAAUGAAUCUCAAGUGUAGAGUUCAGUGUCUCUAUCAAGGCAGGGAGAUGUGCAUUCCUCGAUGCGUGCGGGGGAAUAUCGGAUACUGGCUAUACUGCUCUUCGUUGUUAAGAGAGUAUUGAGUUUCGAAUCUGAAUACUAAGCGAAACCGCUAGACCAUGCAAGUCGAGGUUUACAGAGAUAUUCUUAGAGAACAAAGAAGCACAGCGUCGAUUUUUCUUCUAUAUUGUGCAAGCGAGAACGCUACAUACAAUCUCUACCUUCCAGCACAUUCAUAUUGACAUCUUAUUGCCACACGUUCGAAAACAGAUCGUCAGUAUUCGCACUGAAGCCUCCAGAUGGCUUUGACAAGGACUGCGUACUCGU
Molecule: messenger RNA, 1465 nt
Organism: Verruconis gallopava
Lineage: Eukaryota; Fungi; Ascomycota; Dothideomycetes; Venturiales; Sympoventuriaceae
Exons: 1
Coding region: 393-704 (103 amino acids)
Biological process (GO): intra-Golgi vesicle-mediated transport
Source: RefSeq, a predicted model, not a curated record